Molecule: messenger RNA, 1035 nt
Organism: Lycium ferocissimum
Lineage: Eukaryota; Viridiplantae; Streptophyta; Magnoliopsida; Solanales; Solanaceae
Product: small ribosomal subunit protein uS7
Exons: 5
Coding region: 167-817 (216 amino acids)
Biological process (GO): ribosomal small subunit assembly; translation
Cellular component (GO): cytosolic small ribosomal subunit; ribosome
Molecular function (GO): structural constituent of ribosome; mRNA binding; rRNA binding
Source: RefSeq, a predicted model, not a curated record
UUUGGGCCUGACAUAAGUUUCAACCCAAUAUUUAAUGGGCCGAGGCCCUAACACACUUAACCCUACAUUAUAAAAUCUCUAGGGUUUCUAUCACUUCUCUCAUUCACAGCAGCACUCACACAGCAGAGAGAACUCUUCUCGGUGAAUCAAAGAAGAAGAAGAAGAAAUGGACGCAGGUGUAGUAGCAGCAGUAGCGCCAACAGCAGUAGCAGUAGAUGGAAAGGAUGAGAAUAAGAUUCAUAGUGAUGUUAUGCUUUUCAAUCGCUGGUCUUAUGAUGAUGUUCAGGUCAAUGACAUGUCUGUUGAGGAUUACAUCACAGCAACUGCUAACAAGCAUCCAGUUUACAUGCCUCACACGGCUGGUAGGUACCAGGCCAAGCGUUUCAGGAAGGCCCAGUGCCCAAUUGUUGAGAGGCUCACAAACUCUCUUAUGAUGCAUGGAAGGAACAAUGGAAAGAAGCUAAUGGCUGUUCGCAUCAUUAAGCAUGCGAUGGAGAUCAUUCAUUUGCUGACUGACCAAAACCCAAUUCAAGUCAUUGUUGAUGCUGUUAUCAACAGUGGGCCAAGAGAAGAUGCUACUCGUAUUGGUUCAGCUGGUGUUGUCAGACGUCAGGCCGUUGAUAUUUCUCCACUUCGCCGUGUUAACCAGGCAAUUUAUUUGCUGACAACUGGUGCACGUGAGAGUGCUUUCAGGAACAUCAAGACCAUAGCUGAGUGCCUUGCAGAUGAACUAAUCAAUGCUGCCAAAGGUUCUUCAAAUAGCUAUGCCAUUAAGAAGAAGGAUGAGAUUGAAAGGGUUGCCAAGGCCAAUCGUUAAGAGAUUUGUUAUUGGAGCACCUUUUACAAGAGAGUUUUGGGUUAUGCUGUUUUCUCAUUUCUGUUUUCAUGUAGUACUGUAGGAUGGAAUGGAAAUUAAAGGAUCUGAUUAUCAGUAUUUGCUGUUCCUUAUGGAUUUAAUUUCUUGGAUUUUUCACCUUGUUACAACUUUAUAUGCUUGGAAUUUUGUUAUAGAUGUUAAAUUUUGAAGUUCCUUUA